Ilex paraguariensis (yerba mate) is the source of this 1335-nucleotide messenger RNA. The record is from the annotation of a GenBank genome assembly. NCBI's taxonomy places the organism in Eukaryota, Viridiplantae, Streptophyta, Magnoliopsida, Aquifoliales, Aquifoliaceae.
CUUAAGGACAUGGACAAGGGAUGGGGGAUUUAGACUUUCCAUAUGACUUGUGUUGCUAAUGGGCAAUUUGAUGUAUGACUGCCCUUUGAUUUUAUGUCACAUGUUUGAAUUUGUCCCUGCAAGGUGAAUGGUCAGGAAGUUGAGGAUGCUCUUUCAUUGGCCCCUUCGUCUUGCAUUGAUGAUUCGUCAGCAUUGCUCAGGUUUAUUAUGCAAGAUGUUGCUGAAAGUGAUGUGGUUUCAAAGCUCAAGAUUUUGGAAUUGUUACUUGUUUGGGCUGAUCUGAUUGCUGACUGGCAUGAAUGGGAGGAGAUGGAGGACUUAUCAAUUUUCAAUUGCAUCAAGGAAGUUGUUAAUCUACACAAAAACUUUCCUUUGAAGAAUUUCAUUGUGAGGGAUGUGCCAUCCCCUCCAGCUCCACCUGUGCCGCAACGAUCCAUUAUCGAAGGAAUAGGUGCCUUUGUCAGUGGAGCCUUUUCACAAUAUCCAUCAGCAAUCUGGAGAGCUUCUUCAUGUGUCCACCUAUUGUUACAUGUUCCGACAUAUUCACUUGAAGGAGAAAGUGUCAAGCAGGCAUUGGUUAUUGCUUUCAGCCAGGCUGUGUUCUCUCGCUUUGUAGAAAUUCAAAUGAAGCCCUGUUCACUGUGGAAACCUUUGUUGCUUGCGAUAUCAUCGUGCUAUUUAUGCUAUCCUGAUACUGUGGAGAAGAUUUUGGAGAAGAGCGAACAUGAUGGCUUCACAGUCUAUGCAGCUGCUCUUGGUUUUGUCUCAACUAGCAAAUUUGAACAUGGUCUAUCAACAGAGUCUGAGAUUAAGUUGACUGUCUUGGCAUUAGCAAAAGUGGUUGAACGGCUGCUAAGGGUAGGCAAGCAAGGAAGUGGUCUGCUGCAAGACUGCUUUGCUUCUCUGUUGGAGGCAUCUGUGCGGUUGAAACAAGUGCAAGAAGAAGAGGAAGAAGGAGAUGAAGAGAAUGAGGAUGAAGAUGAAGAUGAUGGUGAUGAGGAUACUGAUGAUGAUGAGGAUUCCGAGGAUGACCGUGAAGAAACUGAAGAAGAAUUCCUGGCAAGGUGUGCCAAAGCAGCCAUUGCCUUGGAAAAUGGGACCAUUGUCGAAGAAGGGGAUGUGGAAGAUCAAGAUCAGGAGAUUGAAUUGGGUGGUUUAGAAGAGGUUGAUCAGCAAAGGACUGUGCUGUCUUUGAUAGAGAGAUACCGCCAAGUUCUCAUACAUGGACAGUCAUUGCCACUGGAACUCAUUUCAAGUUUCCUGAAUACCUUCCCUCAAUGCAGUGCGUACUUCCAACAGCCUUGGCAAUAGAUGUAUUAUGGUUGUGACAUGUCC